AUGGCUCUGACGAAUUUCAUACUAACAGUCGCUGGCGUGACAGCGGCGGUGCUGCUACUCAGGAGUGAUGUCAAGCAGUCCGCCACCGUCUUCCGCCGCAACAUCCGCCAGAUCCGACAGUGGCUAGAGGAGGAAUCUGUCUCUGCUGCCAAGUAACUUCCCGUCCCAUCCUAAUUUCUUGUUUCUGCAGCAGAAAGAAGAAAUUUAUGCUUCCUUUAGCUAAAUAUAGAUGAGUAAUGUUCUGUUUUUUGACAAUAUUUCGGAUUGAAUAUGAUGUGAAAUUCACUGGACCCGUCGGAUCUUGGAAGCUUAGAACCCAAGAAAGAUGAAACUUUUGAUCCCAAGGAAGCCAAGGCGCUUGAAAUCCAUGAUCAAUUUAUUAUAUUCUUGGCCACUAUAGAACGAUUAAAUAGAUCCCAUGGUACUUCUGGGGGUCAAAUUUUCUGAUCGAAUGUGGAUUUCAUACAUUGUUUUAUAAGGGUGGGUCAAACUUAGUUGUGCCCAUUCAUGCAGCUAAUCCAAUGCUCAAUCCCUCACCAAGAUAUUUCAACCCCAAAAACUUGUUGAGAUGUAACACUCGCAAACCUUGUGUUUCAAACUUUCCCAUGUCUUGGACUUCACAACCAGCUGGCUAGAGCAGCUCUUGUCAGAGGGUCACACCAAGGGACUCGCCCACCGCAUGAUCUUCCAUGCUUCACAGUUUCUCCUCCUCCCAUGAAAGGGAUUCCCUUGACUGAAAAUGCAGACUUAGGAAUCCUGCAGUCUCCCGUAAGUUCCUACGAUGAUAUCCUGCUCUUUGUGGAGGAAGGAUGCCGCUUAUCAUCAGAAGGGUUCUUGUUCUUGCAGUCUCAGUGUGCAUUUUUAGCGUUCUGUGCUUGACAUGGUUUUUCCCCGGGUUUUCUUCUCAGGAGCGCAGAACGCACGGCUCCAAAGGAGUUGGAGACGCAGGUUCCAAAGAAGGAGAUCCCCAAGGAGGACAAGAACUAG
Messenger RNA from Spirodela intermedia, 987 nucleotides. The record is from the annotation of a GenBank genome assembly. NCBI's taxonomy places the organism in Eukaryota, Viridiplantae, Streptophyta, Magnoliopsida, Alismatales, Araceae.